AUGACCGUAAACCAUAUCGCGCUCCCAGACGCUGAUGAUGAUUCGCCGCGGGCCGGCCUCCUCAGUCCCUGGCAACCGCCGCGAAGGUCACUCUCUACUGGCAGAAGCUCUCCCUUCGUUCGAAGUCGAUCGGCCGCCUGGCGAGAUGAGGCCAUCAGGAAUGCUGAACGAAUACAAAGACGAAUUGUCAAAGUAUGGAGCAAGAUGAGUGUGCUGCAGCGGGUGCUAUCCGUCAUUGGGCUUGUGAUUCUCAACGUCCUCGCCAUCCUUUUCCUGAUAUUCAAUGAACGCAUCUUUGGCCUGCUCGAGCCCCUUGCUGAACGAUGGAAACAUACAACAGGUGGUUGGACAAUACUAUGGGCCAUAACAUUCUUGACAGCUUUUCCGCCAGUCAUUGGCUAUUCGACCUGUGGAACGACUGCUGGAUUUGUGUACGGGGUAUGGGAAGGGUGGUUGAUUUUGGCGUCUGCUACGGUAGCAGGAUCAUUUUGCUCAUUCCUCCUCUCGAGAACGGUACUGCGAAAGUGGGUGGAGAGAAUGGUUGCAAACGACAAGCGCUUUGCCGCCUUCACGCUCAUCCUCAAACACGACGGCCUGAAGCUCUUGUGUAUGAUUCGCUUAUGCCCUUUGCCUUACUCUUUGUCAAAUGGAGCGAUGUCGACAUUUCCGACCGUCCACCCAGCCAUGUAUGCGUUGGCCACGGCCAUCGUAUCUCCGAAACUGCUGAUACACGUCUUUAUUGGAAGCCGUUUAGCCGUAAUUGCAAGAACAAGGGAGAAGAUGACCAUGGGCGACAGACUAGUCAAUUAUUCCGGGAUUGCAAUUGGCGCGACUGUCGGCAUCUUGACAGGAGUGUACAUUUAUCGGCAGACGAUGGCUCGGGCUAAAGAGCUGGAGGCUGAGGAAGCCAACAACAUCCGAGAUGCUGUCCGAAGAACUGGACACUUACCCCCGGAAUACGCUGACGACCCGGAAGCCCAGGUGGCUGCGAACGCUUUGGAACGAGACGACGAUGUCAUGGACUACUUUGACGAAUCUUCCCCUAAUCCGCAAACAGAGUAUCAUGAUGAACCUACCGAUGAUGAGGAUGUAUUUGGCCGGGGUGACGGAGACGAUGAAGAUAUUGUAGAUACCAUCAGCCUCCACACGCAAAAAGGAGUAGAUGAUUGA
Exophiala spinifera is the source of this 1170-nucleotide messenger RNA. RefSeq lists its product as uncharacterized. The record is from RefSeq and is a predicted model, not a curated record. Gene Ontology annotation, cellular component: Golgi membrane. The transcript has a single exon. Gene Ontology annotation, biological process: mitotic spindle elongation; vesicle-mediated transport. Lineage: Eukaryota; Fungi; Ascomycota; Eurotiomycetes; Chaetothyriales; Herpotrichiellaceae. The coding region runs from base 1 to 1170 and encodes 389 amino acids.